AAGAAGAAAACGGUUUUCGGCGUCGCUUCGGUUCAAAAUAAACAAAAGUUCGUGCGGCUCGUUUCCCUCUGGGACUCGAUGGUUGGUUUUACAAACGUUUAGCUCCGUCAGAUGUUUCCUUCAUGUGCGCUUGGACGUCGUGACGCCGGCGGAGCUAGCGGCUAGCCCCGCUGCUAGCUGCUGGGGGGGAGAAGAUGAAGAGGAAACUGGUAAAAUUGAGACCGAGCCCCAACGAGGAGGCUCGGAUCCUAAGAGAAGAACACGAGAGGAGGCGGAAGCUGCGGAUACAGCAGGUGCGGGAGCAGCAGCGGCACAUCGCUCAGCAGAUCCGCCAGGCGGUGGAGCAGAGGCGGCAGCGGGAGCUGGAGCUGCUGGGGGAGCGGCUGCGGCUGGACUGGGAGCGGCAGCAGCAGGAGAAGCUCCACACGCUGCAGAGGCUGUACCAGGAGAGUCUCCAGCAGCUCGGACAGGGACACAGGAGUGCUAAGGAAAAUGAACCCGACUUGGCGGCCAUUGCUCAGAGGGAGGAAGAAAAUCACGCCAAAGCAGAUCAGCGUUAUCGAGAAGCCCUGAAGGAGCUGAAAUCCCAGAGACUUAAAGAACAUGAGAGACAAAGCCAACUCAUCAGCUCCAGGAAGAAGGCACUGCAGACAGAAAAGGAGAGAUCAUCAAAAGUGGCCCGUCUCCCGCCGCCUCCCCCCAACCCCGUUCAGAACAUCGAUUAUAAGAAGCCCCACGUAGUGAAGAAAUCUGAUGUGAGCGCCUUCGCUACCACACACUACAACAUGCCAGAGAGCACGGUGGACAGAGAGGAAGACACACAGCAGAUGAAUGCUCAUGAGGAGGCUGAGCUGGAGGCGAGGAGACAGCAGGAGCUGCAGAGGGAGGAAACGAGGAGGAGAGGGGAGCAGCUUGAGAAGGCUCGCGACAGAGGGAGGCAGGCCCUAAGGAGGGAACAGCUCGUACAGGACCGUGAGCGCUUGCUUGUAGAACUGGAGCACCUGCAGCAGACCGACCUGCUGAGGAGGAGACAGCAGGUGUCACAGAUGCCUCUCUACAAGAGACAGGAGACGAGGGACGACUUCCAGAGGGAGAUUGAGUUUGCUUUUGAGGACAUGUACACAGGAGAGAGGAGGGUCAAAGGUGACCUGGUGCUCCAGCUGGCUCCGGAGCCCAUACCAGCUCUUCCCACAGGAAGCCAGGACCAAGAGCUGGACGUCACUCUGGAUGAGAUCACCACACCCGGAACAGAACACUCUCCACAUGAAGCUGAGCAAGAGGCUGAGAGCAAUGAGCAGGAAACAUCUGCUCCAGUGGAACCCUCCAAACCUGCUCCUCGGCGGGCGUUGAAGAAACUCCUGGAUCGUAUCAGAGGUCAGAGGAACCAGUCGACUGAACACAGCAGGCGUGUCUCUCCAGCUGAUUCACCGACUGUCAUGACUGAUCAGAUCCCAGAGCGCGACACCACCAUCGAGACGGGCUCCCUGACCAGCGGGGAGAAGGACCAACCAGCUCCCAGUGAGCUCCUGCAGCCGGUUCUCUCUCCACCUGAGAAAACAUCCACGAUCGGCAGCUCAGUGGAGACAUCACCUGCAGCAAAUACUCGACGUCCUGAUGAACUCGAGAACAGAAUCCAAGACUUUGGAGAAGAACGAAAGAAAAGGGAGGAGGAGCUUGAGCGGCAGAAGCAGCAGCAGUUGGUUUUGCUGCAGGAGCUUGAAAAGCAGAAGGUCAAACUGGAGCAGAUGCUGCUGGAGGCUCAGCAGGAGAGGGAGCAUCUGAAAGCUGCUGCUGGGAAGCAGGAAGUGGAUUUCAACCGAUCAGACGUAACUGACCAGGAUCAGGAAGUGGUCUCGGUUCUGUCUGGUCCAGCAACUGAGCUGGAGCCCCCUGCAGGUGAGGAUGACCACCACCGGCGGAUUAGAGAAUAUCAACAACGUCUGCUGGAACAAAACAGAACUCACCAGAGGUCCGUGGAAGUGGCUCGCCAGCGUCUGGAGGAAUACCAGCGAGCUCUGCGAAUUCGUUACAGCAUGACCUCCCCAUUGUUGCAGUCGGCUGUUGUUCCUCCAGGUCACCCCCCGCUGCACAGCACUCAGCCGCUGCAUAUUCCAACCCCUCCACCUCUAACUACAACUCCUGCACUCCCAUCAUUCAUCCAUAAUAAACCACUAACCUCAAUAGAAGUUCCCACUAGAGAGUCUGACAUUCUGGCUUCACCUCCUCGUCUUACUGGUUCCAGUUUGAGCGCUGGUUCCAAGCUGCUACCUGGAGAAGUGGAAUCUCGCUCAAAUUGUUCAAGGAACCAAAGAGCAGACGUGAGCUCCUGGCUCAGCGACAACAUCAUGGAGAGAGUAACCGAGCACCUCCCACAGAGGGUGAGACCCUCGUCGCUCAACACAGAGCCUCCGCCUCACAAACUGUUCACAUCACAUCCCUCAACAGACAUCCCACUGCAGCGAUCCUCUGAUCCCAUCCUGGCCACCAGCCCGAGCAUCUGGGAUGAUGCACCACUGGUUCCAGGCCAUGCAGAGGUUCAGCCCGGGGUCGUGUUUCAUGGUUCCCUGCAGACGAUGAGCUCCAGAAGGGACGACAAGGAGAGGCAGAGGCGGGAGCUGCAGGAGUUCCAGAGGCGUGUGCAGGAGCAGAAGGAGGCGAUAGAGCUGCAGAAAGAAGAGGAGAGGCAGAGGCGAGAGCUGCAAGAGUUCCAGAGGCGUGUGCAGGAGCAGAAGGAGGCGAUAGAGCUGCAGAAAGAAGAGGAGAGGCAGAGGCGAGAGCUGCAAGAGUUCCAGAGGCGUGUGCAGGAGCAGAAGGAGGCGAUAGAGCUGCAGCAAGAAGAGAAGAGGCGGAGGGGAAAGCUGCAGGAGGUGCACAAGCGGGAAGUGAUGCUGCAGGAGUUCCAGAGACGGGAAGUAGAGCUGCAGGAGUUCCAGAGACGGGAAGUAGAGCUGCAGGAGUUCCAGAGACGGGAAGUAGAGCUGCAGGAGUUCCAGAGGCGUGAGCAGAAGGAGGCGAUAGAGCUGCAGCAAGAAGAGGAGAGGCGGAGGGGAGAGCUGCAGGAGUUCCAGAGAAGGGAAGUAGAGCUGCAGGAGGUGCACAAGCGGGAAGUGGAGCUGCAGGAGUUCCAGAGACGCAUGCAGGAGCGGAGGGAGGUAGUAGACCUGCAGCAAGAGGAGAGGCGGAGGGUAGAGCUGCAGGAGUUCCAGAGACGUGUUCAGCAGCAGAGGGAGGCAGUAGAGCUGCAGCAAGAAGAGGGGAGGCAGAGGGGAGAGCUGCAGGAGGUACAGAGACGCAUGCAGGAGCAGAGGGAGGCGGUAGAGCUGCGUCAAGAAGAGGAGAGGCGGAGGCGGGAAGAUGAGAUGGAGCAGAUGAGGCAGCAGAAGGAGACGUUGAAGGCUUUGAUUCAUACUGAUGCACAACCAGUUCCAGACGCUUCCAGUGAAGAGUUGGCUUCAGAGAACACGGCUCAGACUCGCCUCAGGUUACUUGCGUUCCUGCUGAAAGCGAUCGAGGAGUCUAACGGAGGAACGUUGUCCCACCUCCAGGACCCUGACACCAGAGAGGCCUCCCCUCACCUACCACUGGGUGGCAGUGAUCCCAUCACUCAGACCAGUGAUCCUGCUCCAGCGCCCGUCCUCCUGCCAGAGCUCCUCCCUCUUCCAGUCCGAGCAGCGAAGCCCCCAGUGACCCGCAUCCGACUGGGAAUCAUGGAGGCGACUGAACAACACGAGCUCAGUGCGAUUCAAGAGCUGGAGACGUCCGUCAUGAACGACAAAGUCACAGGCCCAGAGAAGAACCUGAAGCUACCAUCAGCUGUAAACUGGGAUCCACAGGAGGAAUCCGAUUUGUCCGUCUCAUCUGACAGAACUCUGGACACGCCCUCUGUGUCCAGCAGCGGGAAACGGACGGUGAGCAGCUCGAGCAGCUCCGGGACAAACUCUGAGACGUCCCACCAUCACAUCUGGAGAGAGAGACUGCUGACGGGAGCAGUGACCUCUCCAGAAUCUUCAGAGUCUGAUUCAGUCCUGAGAAUGAUCUCGCCUCCUUCGUCCGACUCUGGGAGAGGAGCCGACGUCUCUGGAGCGGCAGCCACAAGCUACAGGUCCUUCACAGAGUCUCCCCUCAGGCCUCCUGACCCUCACUGCCUCUCCUCCACCACCAUCUCCAGCGGCAGCUACAUCACCACCGAUCCUGAGCAGAACGUGAACACUGACACAUCCCCACCCGUCACGCUCUGUGAGGAGCAAGGAGCUGAAGUUCUCGACGUUUCCUCUCCGACCGCUCAACUCUCCUUCAUCAAGGACACGUCGGCUGCACGUCGACACGGUGUCGCUGUUCAGACUCUGUUCAACGACGGCAGCAUCCAGCGGAUUAUAGAGCGAUACACGAGGGAGCUGGACUUCUCCCUCAGCUCGGCUGGGAGAGCGACAGACAGUGAAGCCUCGUAUGUGGACGAGCCCGGUUCUGUGGGUGGAGCCUCGGAGGGCGAAGGCACUGCAGGUCAUCAGGCUCCUCCCCCAGGGCCUCGGACUCAGAGUGACCUGGAUCGAGACUUUCGUGUCAAUCCAAUCCUGGAUCCCUUCUCACAGGCUGAGGACUCGUUCAGGCCUCUGAUUGGCCAGCUGGCAGAGCAGUCCUCCUGCCUCGCUGCUGACCCGAGGCACUCGGCCAUGGAGCGACUGGUCGGUCAACCGUCGGCUCACUCGUCCAUGAUCGGUCAGCUUCAAGCGAGCGGGGGUCAAGGGGCAUGGGAUUCCACUCUGAGCCGGAUGAUUGGUCGACUCUCCCAUCGGUCCAGUGUUAAUGGUCGGAGCGGCUGGCAGGACGCGAGUCAGCUGAUGGGUCCGAUGGUGGAGGAGCAGUCGACCACGUGGUUGGAUGAAGUUCAGGAGGAGAGCCAGAUGAGAGCGCUGGUCGGGGAGCCAGACCUCGAUCAGCACAGUGGAGUCUCAGGUGAAUGGACCCACAUGGAUCCCAGUGUCCCAGCUGAGGCCAGUUUACCAUCACACCCAGUGUCGACACACUGUGCCUCUGUCCCGGCUGCGAGUCCACAUCCACAGGACCAGAUGCCACAGAACCAAACCAGUCCAAUGGACCUGGACCCCGAAAGGACUGACGUUCUUCCAGGCUCGGACUCUUUCCACCCGCUGCUGGCUGAGCUCACCCACAACGACACGGCCGACCCCUCCAUGACCUUUCACCUGCUCACACACAAAGUGCUGUCCUCACCGGGGCUGACCAGUGAGGAGUCCAGUGUCUCCUGUCCUCCUGGAGGCUCUGACCCUCACAGUGAUUCCUCUGUCGAGUCCCAACCGUCACCUGAACGCCUUCGCUCGGAGGAUCCUGCCUCACACCAGCUCCUCCAGGACCAAACCCAGGAAUCUGCCCUCGUGCUGGAAGACACCAUGAGUGCAGACGUGGAGCUGAGUCUGUCAAAAUUGACCAUGUGUGAUGAAGCACCUGCUGCAGGCACAUCCCAGCCAGCAGGAGGCGCUGCAGACAGGUUUCAGGAUUCAGGUCCAGUCAGAGAAGUUUGUGAAGAAAUGACAUCUGAGCCGGGCUCCGACCUGAGGAGGGAUACUCCCCUCUUCCGUAGGAUUAUGGAAGCGGCCUGUGAGAAGGGGAUCCUGGAGCAGUCGGAGAUAACACUGGUGAGUCUGACCGACGAAGACACGACCAUCACUGAGGAAGAGGGAGUUUAUGAAGAGAACGAUCCAGAUGAGGAAGAACAGAAAAGCAAAGAGACAGAGGAGGCAGAAUCCACGUUAUCUGAGGACGGAGCUCAAACUCAUCCAGAGCCGGUCCUGGACGUUCACUGGGGUCUGAGCAGACGCCUGCAGGACGUGAACGAGCAGAAGCGCAGGGCUCUGAUCCAGAGAUCCUCUCGCAGGGUGGAAGGCAUCAAGGCCAAAGUGGCUCUGAACAAGAAUCGAGCUGAAGCCAGAGAAGAGGAAACCGAACUUCCACUUCAAACUGAGUCACAGGCUGGAGAGAGUGAGACGUCUGGUUUCAUCCAGCAGAGCAAGUGUCAGCCUCCAGCGAGCGUCUCCGACCUGAAAGAGGUGAAGCUCUACGGCCCAGAGCAGCGGAAGCGGGACGUGAGUGAGAUGUACCAGAGAACUCAGAGACUGUUCCACCAGCUGGAGGAGGUGAAGCAGCAGAAAACCAUCCGGAGCCGACAGGAAGCUUCUGCACUAAAUCGACUGAAGGCCAAAGAAUUCCACAAGAAAACUUUAGAGAAGCUUCGAGCCAAGCAGACGCAGCAGUGACUCCCUGUCAAAGUUUUACUUUUUUUAAGUUUUAUCAAUAAAGUAUUUAAGUUAUUUAA
Molecule: messenger RNA, 6328 nt
Organism: Pleuronectes platessa (European plaice)
Lineage: Eukaryota; Metazoa; Chordata; Actinopteri; Pleuronectiformes; Pleuronectidae
Gene: cep295
Product: centrosomal protein 295
Exons: 29
Coding region: 195-6269 (2024 amino acids)
Biological process (GO): regulation of centriole replication
Cellular component (GO): centrosome; cytosol; centriole
Source: RefSeq, a predicted model, not a curated record